This is a messenger RNA of Ectocarpus sp. CCAP 1310/34, 1710 nucleotides long. The record is from the annotation of a GenBank genome assembly. NCBI's taxonomy places the organism in Eukaryota, Phaeophyceae, Ectocarpales, Ectocarpaceae.
AUGACAAGUGCGNUUACUUCUCCAAACGAACGGGUCUCUGAUAGCCGAUUGGCCUCUGCUAACAUUGACCCCGCCGGAGCCGCGGCCCUAAGGCCGCCCUCCGGAUCACGGCGCGUUGCGACUUCGCCCGCUCCUGCCUCGCUUUCUGGGUCCUCCCCGUCGGAGAAGAGGACCCGUCCGCCUGGUCCACCCCCGCCUGUGCCUGGUGCCCGCCUUUUGCCCCUUCGCCCUGCACCGGCUCCGCCGUUUGAUGACAAGUGCGAGUACGCUUCGGAUGACGUCCUUCUUUUCUGGAAACCUCCGUCUGUGUUCUCGCAAUGGACUCCUUCGGCUUUUGACGUACUGGGGGUACGUUAUUCAUGUGGUGAGCAAUUCAUGAUGUCUGAAAAAGCGAAGUUGUUCGGAGAUAUGACGUCGUAUGACAAAAUUAUGGCUGCAACAGAUCCUAAGACACACAAGUUUUUGGGUCGAAAUGUGCGUCCUUUCGACAAUGCUGAACGGGAGCGUCGUCGUGAAGAGAUCGUGCUUACGGGGUCGUAUACCAAAUUUGCUCAAAACCAUGACAUGAAACAUCAUCUACUGGAGACGGGUACCCGCCUCCUUGCAGAAGCCAGCCCCUUCGAUCGUGUUUGGGGUAUCGGCAUGUCUGCAUGCUUUCCAGAUGCUAGCGAUUUAUCCAAGUGGACGGUUAGCGGUUCUUCGCUACGGAAGGACCCGGCGAAGACCCAGCUUGUCUACGUUUGGACGCUCCGGGCGACCAUGCUCUUGGCGUUCAUCUGGACCACUCGUCUGCCGGAUACUGGCGUGCCCCGUGUCUACGUGCCAGUGCUGAUGCGUCCGUGGGUCUUUCAUGCAUGCCAUACGGCCGCGUCAUUCCAUCUCGGCGUCCAUCGUACACAGCGUCUGCUCGAGCGCUUCUACUGGUGGAUUGGUUUGGAUCGUUCCGUGCGCUGGUGGCUUCGGGCGUGUUUGGUGUGUCAAGCUCGCAAGACUUCACGUCAGACUGCUCGGUGGCCCGUCAUCGCUAUGCCAUUGCCGCAGGGGCCUGGUACGGUCGUCGGCGUCGACUUCUUCGGACCUCUGCCAGUGACUGCCAAGGGCAACUCCUACAUUUUGUUGUUCACAGACCGUUUCAGUCGGAGAGCCGACAUGUUCGCAGUUACAGCGGCGGAAUUUACGGCGAGAGGGACGGCUCACAUCUUCGUCAACCAAUACAUGACCAAGUGGGGAUGUCCGACUACGUUAUUGUCGGACAACGGACUGCAUUUCUGCUCGAAGCUCUCCAUGGCGAUCUACGAGGUGAUGAAGAUCAAGAAGGUCACCACCAGCUCCUACCACCCACAGACCAACGGCGGCACUGAACGCGUCAACCACACGAUGGCCCAGAUGCUUGCGGUGGUCGUCAACGAACAGCAAAACGAUUGGGACAUUCAUCUCCCGCACGUUGAGUUUGCCUACAACAAUUCCGUAAACCAGUCCACUGGAUUAGCGCCAAACGACAUCUACAUCGGACGCAUCCCGCGACUCCCGCUUUCGGUCUUCGAUCGUCCCACGGGUAACCGUACAUAUCGAGUGGCUCGGACUCGCGCGGCACAGCGGGAACUAGCCCGGAAUCGUGGAGAACGGUAUUUGCCCCCUGGGGCUGAUCUUGUGCUUAACGCGACUUGGCUUCGCCGUUUCAGCACUUCGCCCCUCCCUGUUGGGCGCGAC